AUGGGGUCACUGUCCCUGACAGCGCCGGGCCAGGCCCUCAUGUCACGGGAGGAGUUUUUCAGAGGAAUUCCCAGCCACAGCCCGUGUGUCUGGUGUCAGCAGAGAAAAACAGAAACAGGAAAAAAUGUGAUUCUUGCGCAGGAAAGUUGGAGCACAGAUAGUUCAGAAGUGGGCGGGUGUGUGUGUGUUUAAAAAAAAAAAAAAGGGUGGAAACCCCACCAGCCAAGUACGCAGGAAAAAAUAAAUGAAGUCUGCCUAUCUCCGGGCCGGAGCCCCUCCCCUCGGCCCGCGCCGAGUGUGACCCAGGUGCCGCUUCCUCCCGGCCGCUGAGGGUCAAAGCCGGCGAGCGCGCCCCUCCCCGCGGCUGGUCCCGUCCCCGCCGCCCCUGCCCGGGCUGGCGCCCCUGGACCGUCGGCGAUGAGCAGCCUCAAUAGCACGCCGCCGCCUCCCCGCGAUGAUCCUGACCCAGUAGCCCACAGCGUAACGGACAUCGCCAUCAUUGCAGGUGUGAUUGCUGCGGUGGCCAUCGUCCUGGUCUGCCUUCUCCUUGUCAUGCUACGUUACACAUGUCGGCACAAGGGCACAUACCACACCAAUGAGGCCAAGGGCACCGAGUUUGCUGAGAGUGCGGACGCAGCCCUGCAGGAUGACCCUGCCCUCCAGGACGUUGGUGGCAGCAGCAGAAAGGAGUACUUUAUCUGAGGAGCACUGACCUCAGCUCCCCAAACGCCUCCGCAGGCUCCAUCAAGGAAGAUGCACCCCACCGCCCACUGGCACUCCCAGUACCACCUCCCAGGACUGCAAGAGCAUCCUGCCUCUUCCUGAGAGCCACACCUCAGAACACUGGGUGCCUGCCCAGGCAGAAGAGCAGGGGACUCCAGCUACAUGAGGCCUCUCCCAGGACCCAGGGAGGCAGUGGCAAUUCUGAAAGGCUUGCCUUUGCUCCACCAAAGAGGGGUGAAGUCUGGGCACACAGGUCCCCCUGGGCAGUCCAGGGUGUCACCUCAUUGGUGGGAAAGUCCUUGCUGAGGGUGAACAGGGUGCAUGGCCCUGGGGGCUGGGGAAGCAAGGAGGUGAGUCAUCGGUUUGCUGCCUGGGGAUAAUGGCAUCAAAUGUCAGUCCUUGACAUUUGGGGGAAACAGCAGGUGCCAGAGCUAAAAGGUACCUUUGUCUCCCAUUGAUACAGCUUGAAACGAUUGGAAAUAAAUUUGAAAUGUAACC
Messenger RNA from Nycticebus coucang (slow loris), 1221 nucleotides. RefSeq names its product glycophorin C (Gerbich blood group) (gene GYPC). Bases 418 to 702 code for a protein of 94 amino acids. Gene Ontology annotation, cellular component: membrane; cortical cytoskeleton. The transcript is spliced from 3 exons. Lineage: Eukaryota; Metazoa; Chordata; Mammalia; Primates; Lorisidae. The record is from RefSeq and is a predicted model, not a curated record.